AUGGCACCUAAAGCAUUAGACUAUGAUUCGUUGAAUGAAAAUGUCAAGAAGGUUCAGUAUGCUGUUAGAGGCGAGUUGUAUCUUCGAGCUUCUGAGCUUCAGAAGGAAGGGAAGAAGAUUAUUUUCACAAAUGUCGGCAAUCCUCAUGCCCUUGGACAGAAGCCACUUACCUUUCCUCGCCAGGUGAUUGCUCUCUGCCAAGCUCCAUUUCUGCUAGAUGAUCCAAAUGUAGGGUUGCUAUUCCCUGCGGAUGCGAUUGCAAGAGCUAAACAUUAUCUUGCUAUGACUUCUGGUGGUCUAGGUGCUUACAGUGACUCCCGAGGUAUGCCAGGAGUUAGAAAGGAGGUAGCAAAUUUCAUUGAAAGGCGUGAUGGAUAUCCAAGUGACCCAGAAGUCAUAUUUCUCACUGAUGGUGCCAGCAAAGGUGUUAUGCAGAUCUUGAAUACUAUUAUCCGUGGUGAAGGUGAUGGGGUUUUGGUUCCAGUCCCACAAUACCCACUUUACUCUGCUGCAAUUUCUCUAUUUGGCGGUUCCCUUGUUCCAUAUUAUCUAGAAGAGACGGCAAACUGGGGUCUUGAUGUUAAUCAACUGAGACAGUCAGUUGCACAAGCUCACUCUAAAGGAAUAACUGUAAGAGCAAUGGUGAUUAUUAACCCAGGCAACCCCACUGGUCAGUGUCUCAGCGAAGCUAACUUAAGGGAAAUAUUGCACUACUGUUACCAAGAAAACCUGGUCCUUCUUGGAGAUGAAGUUUAUCAGCAGAACAUUUACCAGGAUGAGCGUCCAUUUAUUAGUGCUAGAAAGGUUUUGAUGGGCAUGGGGCCACCCGUGAGCAAGGAAGUUCAGCUUGUUUCUUUCCACACUGUGUCCAAAGGAUAUUUUGGGGAAUGUGGGCAGCGGGGUGGAUACUUUGAGAUGACCAACAUUCCUCCUAAGACUGUUGAUGAGAUUUAUAAGGUUGCAUCAGUAUCACUCAGUCCAAAUGUCCCUGCACAGAUAUUUAUGGGGCUGAUGGUCAACCCGCUUAAACCUGGAGAUCUUUCAUAUGAGCAGUUCAUUAGGGAAAGCAAAGGAAUCAUUGAAUCCUUGAGGAGAAGAGCAAGGAUGAUGACUGAUGGAUUCAACAGUUGCAAAAAUGUGAUAUGCAAUUUCACAGAAGGUGCCAUGUAUUCAUUUCCUCAAAUAAGACUUCCACCUAAAGCAAUAGAGGCUGCCAAAAAGGCUGGAAAGGUUCCUGAUGUUUUCUACUGUCUUAAGCUUUUGGAAGCCACUGGCAUUUCCACAGUCCCUGGUUCAGGAUUUGGACAAAAAGAAGGGGUCUUCCAUCUAAGGACAACCAUUUUACCGGCGGAGGAAGAAAUGCCGGAAAUCAUGAGCAGUUUCAAGAAGUUCAACGAUGAGUUCAUGGAGCAAUAUGAUGACCACAGUGGUUAUUCAAGGUUGUAA
Messenger RNA from Dovyalis caffra, 1446 nucleotides. The record is from the annotation of a GenBank genome assembly. Lineage: Eukaryota; Viridiplantae; Streptophyta; Magnoliopsida; Malpighiales; Salicaceae.